Staurois parvus is the source of this 957-nucleotide messenger RNA. Lineage: Eukaryota; Metazoa; Chordata; Amphibia; Anura; Ranidae. The record is from the annotation of a GenBank genome assembly.
AUGGAUGAACAUAACAAGACCAUAACUGCUAUCCACCUCUUAGGGCUUCAGACUCCACAGAGUUUAACGUUUUUGGUAUUCUUUGUAUUUCUUCUGUUUUAUUGUUUGACAUUAUGUGGAAACUUCCUGAUCAUCACACUGGUGUCCUACAGCAAAUCCCUCCACUCCCCCAUGUACUUCUACCUCUCCCAGCUCGCUCUAUCGGAUAUGUUAUUAACAACUGAUAUUCUUCCUAACAUGCUCCAUGCCGUUUUGGAAAAUACCACCAUCAUUUCCAUUCCAAAUUGUAUCACCCAGCUGUAUUUCUUUGGUGUCUCAAUAACCUUUGAGUGUCUUUUACUGACUGUGAUGUCUUACGACAGAUAUUUGGCCAUCUGUAAGCCAUUGCAUUAUACUUUGUUAAUGAGCCAUCGGUUUUGUUGGAUGACAAUAAUCGCAAGCUGGAAUUUAAGUUUCCUAGCAGUAUUGACUUACACCUUAGACAUGUCAAAACUACAGUUUUGUGGUCCCAAUAUUAUCGAUCAUUUUUUCUGUGAUCUUGACCCAAUCCUACAUCUCUCCUGCUCCAGUACCAGCCUUGUUCAACUAUUGGUAACUUUAUCAACCAUAUUUUUUGCAGUCAUCCCGUUUUUUGGCAUCAUUAUAUCAUAUAUUUAUAUUAUAGUCACCAUUUUUGAAAUCCCGUCUAUUACUGGGAGGAAGAAAGUUUUCUCAACAUGCAGUUCUCAUCUGACUGUUGUUUCUAUUUUUUAUGGUACCUUACUUUUUGUAUAUUUGAUACCGAGUAGAGGACAAUCAUGGAACAUCACUAAAUUUGUGUCAUUGCUGUACACUGUGGUCACUCCUAUGCUGAAUCCAAUAAUAUACACUCUGAGGAAUAAAGACCUUAAACAAGUUAUUGAAAAAAUUAUCAACAAUAUUUUGAGGUUACAUUUCUGUAAUCAUCAAAAUAUGUAA